Messenger RNA from Ceratotherium simum simum (southern white rhinoceros), 3193 nucleotides. NCBI's taxonomy places the organism in Eukaryota, Metazoa, Chordata, Mammalia, Perissodactyla, Rhinocerotidae. The record is from RefSeq and is a predicted model, not a curated record.
CAUGCGUACUCGCGCACUGCCUGCCGGGAGUUGUAGUUUCAGCGUGGUGGGCCCGGCAAGUCUGGUGGCCGAGUUCAGGUGCCGCGGCGCCUGAGGGCCGAGGCCGAAGUGGGGCAGCCACCCCGGGAGCCAAGGGUGCGGGGUCGGCGGUCGCCGGGCGCCAAAGAGAGGCGCGGGGUUCAGGAAGGGCGCGUGCGCGGCGAUAGGCCCCGGGGUAGGAGACAGGGCAAGGCCAGGCGAGGGGGCUGGUGGCCUGGGCAUCCCGCCUGGAAGAUGCACAAGAGGAAAGGACCCCCGGCACCCCCGGGCCGAGGCGCCGCCGCCGCCCGCCAGCUGGGCCUGCUGGUUGACCUCUCUCCAGACGGCCUGAUGAUCCCCGAGGACGGAGUUAAUGACCAGGAACUGGAGGCCGAGUUCUUGGCUCUGGUGGGGGGCCAGCCGCAAGCCCUGGAGAAGCUCAAAGGCAAAGGUCCCCUGCCCAUGGAGGCCAUUGAGAAGAUGGCCAGCCUGUGCAUGAGAGACCUGGACGAGGAGGAGGAGGGGACGGACGAGGAGGAUGUGGAGGCUGAUGGCGACCUGCUGGCGGAACUGAAUGAGGUCCUUGGGGAGGAGCAAAAGACUUUGGAGCGCCCCCCUCCUGUGGCCCAGCCCAGGGCCACAGCCCCGGGCCCCGGGGUGGAGGCCACCUUGCAGGAGAGGCUGGCCCUCUACCAGAGAGCAAUCGAAAGCGCUAGGCAAGCCGGGGAUGGCGCCAAGAUGCGGCGCUACGACCGGGGCCUGAAGACGCUCGAGAACCUGCUGGCCUCUGUCCAGAAGGGCAGCGCCAUCGACGAAGCGGACAUCCCGCCGCCCGUGGCCGUGGGGAGGGGCCCCGCCGCCCCGCCCAGCGAUGCCCCAGCGCCCACCCCGCCAGUGCCGGAGCCCAGGGCGUUCACGGAGGGUCCCCCUUUCAGCGCCCCAGCCUCGUCUCUGGGCUCGGCUAAGCCCCGUUCCCCUCCAGGUCCCUGCAGCCCUGGCCCCCUGGCCCAGCUGCAGAGCCGCCAACAUGAGUACAAGCUGGCUGCCCUCCACGCCAAGCAGCAGGGAGACACCGCCGCUGCCACCAGACUCUUCCGCGUGGCCAAGAGCUGUGACGCUGUCUUAGAGGCCCUGAGCCGGGGGGAGCCUGUGGACCUGUCCCACCUGCCCCCUCCACCUGACCAGCUGCCCCCAGACCCACCAUCACCACCACCGCAGCCUCCAGCUCCCGCCACCGUGCCCUCCACGCCAGAGGUUCCCCCAGCCCCGCGGACUCUCCUGGAGGCGCUGGAGCAGCGAAUGGAGCGCUACCGCACGGCCGCAGCCCAGGCCAAGGCCAAAGGAGACGAGCGCAAGGCUCGCAUGCACGAGCGCAUCCUCAAGCAAUACCAAGAUGCCAUCCGAGCCCACAAAGCUGGCCGAGCCGUGGAUGUGGCCGCGCUGCCCGUGCCCCCAGGCUUUCCCCCCAUCCAGGGCCUGGAGGCCAGCGAGCCUGCCCAGCAGAGCCUGGUGGGAGUGCUGGAGACCGCCAUGAAGCUGGCCAACCAGGAUGAAGGCCCAGAGGACGAAGACGAUGAGGAGCCUAAGAAGCCCAACAGCCCUCCAGCCCCCACAGCCCAGCCCAAGGCCCCACCCUCCAGGGCACCCCAGUCAGGAUCCGCCCCAGCAGCCAAGGCAGCCCCCAAAGGCACAUCCACCAGAGCCCAGCAGCAGCUGGCCUUCCUGGAGGGCCGUAAGAAGCAACUCCUGCAGGCCGCGCUGCGAGCCAAGCAGAAGAAUGACGUGGAGGGCGCCAAGAUGCUCCUGCGGCAGGCCAAGGGGCUGGAGCCCAUGCUGGAGGCCUCCCGCAGCGGGCUGCCCGUGGACAUCACCAAGGUGCCGCCGGCCCCCAUCAACAAGGACGACUUUGCCCUGGUCCAGCGGCCGGGCCCAGGUCUCUCUCAGGAGUGCGCCCGGCGCUACAGUGAACUCACCAAGCUCAUUAGGCAGCAACACGAGAUGUGCCUGAACCACUCUAACCAGUUCACCCACCUGGGCAACAUCACCGAAACCAGCAAAUUUGAGAAGCUGGCAGAAGACUGUAAGCGGAGCAUGGAGACUCUGAAGCAGGCCUUCGCCCGGGGCCUGCCCACACCCACUGCCCGCUUUGAGCAGAGAACCUUCAGUGUCAUCAAGAUCUUCCCUGAGCUCGGCAGCAAUGACAUGCUCCUGUGGGUUGUGAAGGGCAUCGGCCUGCCCACGCCACCAGGGCUGUCCCCCGGCGACCUGGAUGUCUUCGUUCGGUUCGACUUCCCCUAUCCCAAUGUGGAAGAAGCUCAGAAAGACAAGACCAGCGUGGUCAAGAACACAGACUCCCCUGAGUUCAAGGAGCAGUUCAAACUCUGCAUCAACCGCGGCCACCGCGGCUUCCGAAGGGCCAUCCAGACCAAAGGCAUCAAGUUCGAAGUGGUCCACAAGGGGGGGCUUUUCAAGACCGACCGGGUCCUGGGCACAGCACAGCUGAAGCUGGAUGCCCUGGAGACAGCAUGUGAGGUCCGGGAGAUUCUGGAGGUCCUGGAUGGUCGCCGGCCCACCGGGGGGAGGCUAGAGGUGAUGGUCCGGAUCCGGGAGCCACUGACAGCUCAGCAGUUGGAGACCACGACUGAGAGGUGGCUGGUCAUCGACCCCGUGCCAGCCGCCUUGCCCACGCAGGUUGCUGGGCCCAAAGGGAAGGCUCCUGCUGUACCUGCCCCAACAAGGGAGCCAGGGAACAGAUCAGCCCGGCCCCUGCAUAGCCUCAGCGUACUGGCCUUCGACCAAGAGCGUCUGGAGCGGAAGAUCCUGGCCCUCAGGCAGGCGCGGCGGCCGGUGCCCCCAGAAGUGGCCCAGCAGUACCAGGACACCGUGCAACGCAGCCAGUGGCAGAGGGCUCAGCUGGAGCAGGGCGGGACCCCUCUCCCCGCAGAGUACCUGGCCCAGCUGGAGCGGCAGCUGCAGUUCUACACGGAGGCCGCCCGGCGCAUGGGCAACGACGGCAACAGAGAGGCCGCAAAGGAGGCGCUGUACAGGCGGAACCUGGUCGAGAGCGAGGUGAGCGGCGGGUGGCGGGGGUGCGGCGGCUGUGGCCGGGCCCCCCUGACCCCAGCGCCUCUCCCCCAGCUGCAGCGGCUCCGCAGGUGAGGGCUGGCGCGUGGGC